Tetrahymena thermophila SB210 is the source of this 702-nucleotide messenger RNA. Its product is annotated as transmembrane protein, putative. The record is from RefSeq and is a predicted model, not a curated record. The transcript has a single exon. Lineage: Eukaryota; Ciliophora; Oligohymenophorea; Hymenostomatida; Tetrahymenidae.
AUGACAAUAUAUAGCACAACAUACUAUUUAAAAAAUAAAAGCCUUAUAACCUAUUUUGAAAUUAGUAGUAUAUAUAGCGUGUUCAUUAACUAUUACAGUAUUACUAAUUUAUUUAAAAUUAUAUUUCUUUCUAUUUUAUUCCUUAUUCUAUUAAUCUUGCUUACUAGCCAUAACAUCAUCUCAAAAUAUAAAACCAUUUAGUUUAAUUUAGCUCUCUUAAUAUUAAUAAAUUAAAAAAUUUAAUGCAAAUCAGAGAGAAAAAUAGGUUAAAAACUAUAAAUUGUCUUAAGCUAUGCAUUUCAAAUAAAAGUUUUAGUGCGAUUCGUUCUUUAUUAGACCGUUAUUUGCUAAUAAAAAAAGGUAUUUAGGCUUAUAUACUUGACUUUGAAUUGUUUCCAACUUCUAAUAAUAUCCGUAUACUAAACAUAUAAAUUUUAGCAUAUAGGAAGAUACAGAUUUAUUAAAAGCAAAAAUAACUAAAAGUAAAUUUAUGGGCCAAUACCUAACUAAAAUAAAUAUUUUGAAAGCAAAAUGAAAGACAUUUAUAGGAUUUAUAAAGUAGAAAUAGAAUCUUAUGAUUAGAUAAUAAUUGCAGAUUUUGCAUACAAUUCACUAAAACAAUUUAUUCUUUAAAAGUAUCAUUAAUAAUUAAGAGAGAGUCAACAAAAGCAGAAAUAAUUUUAUUUGUUAUUUUAGAUCUGA